Molecule: messenger RNA, 2451 nt
Organism: Penicillium brevicompactum
Lineage: Eukaryota; Fungi; Ascomycota; Eurotiomycetes; Eurotiales; Aspergillaceae
Product: PDPK1 family serine/threonine-protein kinase
Exons: 2
Coding region: 1-2451 (816 amino acids)
Biological process (GO): intracellular signal transduction; peptidyl-serine phosphorylation
Molecular function (GO): ATP binding; protein serine/threonine kinase activity
Source: RefSeq, a predicted model, not a curated record
AUGAACGGGGAUCUCAGUUUAUCCCAGUCCCUGGGAGGACUACGAAUAGCCAACCCAGAUGAUUCGCCCCUUCCAACGGAGGAUGCGACCGGGUCAAUGGCCCCAAGCCCGUUCGGACGCCCGGGUGGUUCGGUAUCAACACACAAUUCCCACGAAGAGCCGUCCACCUUUCCUCCCGCUCCCAUCGAAGUUCCCACCGAAGAGCGCCGAACCUCAUAUAUUCAAGUCUCUCCCGAGUCGCAGCCAGUGCAGCCAGGACCGUACCAAGCGUACACGGCUCCGCACUCCACACCCCCAAACCCGAACCGACCCCUUUCCUCCGUCUACGCGAACGGUUCGGCAACUUCCAUUCUCCCCCGUGAUAACAACUAUCGCAUACGAACCGACUCCGGUGCUUCCUCCACAUCUGGCUCCCAGGCGCGAUUAGAUACACGAGGAGGGUCAUCCGCACUGCAUGCCGGUGUCCUUGCGCGCGAUAACUCUCACAGCGACCGGUCCUACCGAACUGCUCAGAUCGCCGGGAACGCCCCGGCGGUAAUGCGGCAGACCUCCCGAGCACACGCAAGAAGUGGCGGCGCGUCUCAGAUCGCUCGAUCAUCCUAUAUGGCGGAGAACGGCCCAAUGGCAAGUAGCGAGGAAUGGCAGGAGCGUGGUGCGGCGGUCUCAGUUCGCCAGGAGAUAGACGCUAACGGUCAGACCGUCUCUCGCUUCGUCAAGAAGGGGGUGCGGGAUUUCUCGUUUGGAACCACACUUGGAGAAGGUUCCUACAGUACUGUCGUCCUGGCUACGGAUCGGCAGACGCUGAAGGAAUUCGCAAUCAAAAUCCUAGACAAACGACACAUCAUCAAGGAGCGAAAGGUCAAAUACGUGAAUAUUGAGAAGGAUACACUAAAUCGCCUAACCGACCAUCCGGGUGUCGUGCGGUUAUACUAUACUUUCCAGGAUGAGCAGUCUUUGUACUUUGUGCUAGACCUGUGCAAAGGUGGAGAGCUGCUCGGCGUCCUCAAGCGGAUGACCACAUUCGACGAGGAAUGCACGAGGUUCUACGGCGCGCAGAUCCUCGACACUAUACACUACAUGCACAAGCGCGGGGUGAUCCACCGAGACCUGAAGCCAGAAAACGUCUUGCUUGACUCGGGAAUGCACAUUAAGAUCACUGAUUUCGGUACUGCCAAAAUUUUGGAGACACCACGAGCAGACCCGAAUGCAACUGGCAUGCCACCUAUCGACUCGAGUGAAAUUCCCAAGGAAGAGCGUGCGAGCUCUUUUGUCGGUACUGCGGAGUACGUGAGUCCUGAGCUAUUGACAGAUAAGAACGCAUGCAAAGCCAGUGACCUUUGGGCGUUUGGAUGUAUCAUUUACCAACUCCUGGCUGGCCGUCCGCCCUUUAAAGCCGGGAAUGAGUACCAGACUUUCCAGAAAAUCGUGGCACUUGACUACGAAUUCCCCAUUGGUUUCCCUCCUGUCGCUCGUGAUCUUGUCGAGCGUCUUCUCGUUCUCGACCCCGCAAGACGUCUUCAGAUUGAUCACAUUAAGAACCAUGAGUUCUUUGAGGGAAUGACAUGGGGACCGGAUUUGUGGAAGCAGAAGGCACCCCGACUGAAAGCCUACGUUCCCCCAGCACGCGAUCCCAUCAAGCUCAACGAAAGCAAAGACAAUGAGCCCCUGGCCCCUGUUAUCUCAACAGCCCCCUCUAAUGCGCCAAAUGCCAGCUCUCGUCACCUCCCGCGGGUGGUAACCGAGCUUCCACCGCCAAGUCAAUUGGAUAUUGAGUGGUCCCCAGUGCUAAACAAAUCCAACGAACGGAUUCUCAAGUUGGGCAACUUCGUGGUUCUCUCCUCGGCCGCAUCUCACAGCCCUACGUCCAAAAACAGCAGUGGCGAGUUUGAGGCUCCCAGGAAAUUUUCUCGAUUCUUCUCAGGGAGUGCCACAAAGAAGCGACAGCGUUUGGUAAUGGUCACUUCAUCUGCACGUAUCAUUAUGGCCGCCUCUGGGGGCGACGACAAGAAGGUCAAACUUGAAAUAUCUCUCCUUGCCCCAGGGACAAGUUAUCGAAGCACAACGGAUUCCAAGGGAAUCUCUUCUUGGAUCGUGGACACAAGAGACAAACACUAUGUAUUCGAGGACCCCAAGCCCUCAUCCAGUAGCGUUGGCGCUACAGCAGUUCAGGCCCAAGAAUGGCUGGACGCACUAGACAGAUCCCGGGAGAUGGCCACACAACACCAAAAUGCGGGCUUCUCUGACGAUGCCUACCGCGAUCUUUCAUCGGGGUUUCCCAGUCCGGCCAACACACUAGACCGCACCUCCGACAUGCAGAAAGAUGAUAAAGGCCCACCGUCAUCGGGCCGGAACCAUCUUGUGAAACACCAGGCCACAGAUUCCGAUUCAACGAAAGGAAGAAAGCGAUUCAGUAAGCGUCAUUCUAAGAAUGGCCUUGCGGCUGUGUUCUAG